AUGUUUCACUAUUCUGGACGUCUUGCUGGGCUCGACGAAAUGAUCUUGAAGAUCAGCGCUCCUUCAAAAAUUGCAUCUGCAGUAUCAACAUGCACCCUCGACGGCGAGCCAUACCUUAAGGUCAGGAAGGUCAAAAAGCGCAAGGCUCAGCGGGUAUCUCGUCCACCCCUUGCGGACAAGACACUGCCGGCUGUGAAUCAUGUUUCAAUUCAGCACCCCCACGCUUCUGGGCCCUUAAAGAUACAGUGUAAAUCAUCGGAAAAACCUGCCGCUGUUGAGAAGCCCCGCGAGGAGCAGCAGAAGCUUGUUCCUCCCGACCAACCCGUUACUCACGUCAACAGCUCACAAUACAACAUUGAGUCAUUUCGCCCCCUUCCCCCUGUGCCAUCUGCAUCCACACUGCAGCUACCUUCCUUUCUCAAUUUUUCAACCACACAUUCGUUAGCAUCUCCUUCGCCUGCAAACCAGUAUCGUAACAAGUCUUCCCGCUCCCUCCCAGCCACUAUUUUGUUCCGCCAUUCAUCUAGCCACAUCUCAUCCACUGGACGAGUUGUUGUUCGCAAAACUAAGAACAAGAAGGUUUAUGAAGGACCGCACUGGAUUCCUGCCUUCCACCAUCCAAAUAGUCCUUAUGUUCCGUGGCCAUCUGCCGUACGGCAUCGCAUUCUUCCUCCAUUGAUGCCGGAAUCACCUAUCUCACCUCUUUACUCACGUAGUGGAGCUGUCGCACCAGAGCCAUGGGGCUCGGAUUCUACCACCGAGACACAAACGAAUGUGGAAAAGCGUUCCAGUUCUUGGAAGAGCUUCAAGAAAUCGGUUAGGAGCGGCCUAAAGAGCGUUAAGAGCGUCGUCUCGCGCAUUGGCAAGGUCCCGAAACUCUCCUGUGGGCGUUCAGAUAUAAAGAUGACGAAUCGUAGCGACGACCCGGUCUCAUCUGCGGGUGACUGCAUGGUGUUUACGCAGAACCCAUCCCCAGUCUGCCCUGAUUCUCCUAUCAAAGAUACCUCCGUCUCACGAGCUUCGUUGGGCAGUCUUGUAUCAUCAGACUCUGCUACCCUAGCUGCAUGGCUAGCUGAACGGCAUACCUCUAACACUUCAUGCGAGUCUCCUGGGAUGUCAGUGGAAGAGUACGAGAUGAUGGGUAGUUGGUUGGACUUACGUGUCGGAGAUGGGGAAAGGGUCUGUGGCGUUCCGGAUUGUGAUGCCCAUACUUCAAACAGAUUGCCCGACACGCUUUGCCACAGACUGCGGGAUUUCCAUCCUGUCGACGCCACCUUUAACGAACCUGUGCCGAAGAAGACGACAUUGCCUGUAUCCACGCUGGACCUUCAUUCGUGGCCACAUCCAUUUUACUCCCUUCCGCGGCUACCAUCGCAAGCAUUUGUCAUAUCUACGAAGGAAUUGAAGACCUUGGACGACCCGAACGUUGAACGUUUUGUAAUGUCCAAAAAAUCACGUGAAAUAAGUAUGCCUGGAGGAUGGGCGUUCACAUCAUGA
Molecule: messenger RNA, 1497 nt
Organism: Suillus plorans
Lineage: Eukaryota; Fungi; Basidiomycota; Agaricomycetes; Boletales; Suillaceae
Exons: 2
Coding region: 1-1497 (498 amino acids)
Source: RefSeq, a predicted model, not a curated record